AUGCAUCUCCUGAAGUACGGCGAAAAUGGAGAGCUCACGAUCACCAGCUUCGAAGAGAACGAGCUGCCUCUUUAUGCGAUACUCUCCCACACCUGGGGAGCAGAUGAAGAGGAGGUGACUUUUGCGGACAUUGUGAAGGGCGGUGGCAAGGCCAAGCCUGGCUACAAGAAGAUUCGUCUCUGCGGAGAGCAGGCACAACAAGAUGGGCUGGAGUACUUCUGGAUCGAUACCUGCUGCAUCAACAAGGCAAACAAGGCUGAGCACUCUCUAGCCAUUCGGUCCAUGUUUCGGUGGUACCGCAACGCUGCUCGAUGUUAUGUCUAUUUCCAGCAAGAACCUGAAUCUGAGCUCCAGAAAAGCAGAUGGUUCACCCGCGGAUGGACACUGCAGGAACUUCUUGCACCGCCUACAGUAGAAUUCUUCUCUAAGGAAGGGAUCAAGCUUGGGGAUAAGCUUUUGCUGACAGAGGAAUUGCGUAAAGCCACAGGCAUCCCUGAUUCAGCGCUGUACGGCACACCUUUGUCUGACUUUGAUGUUCAUGAGCGCAUCUCGUGGAGUGAACAUCGUACAACAACGAUACCGGCAGACUCUGCAUACUCUCUAAUGGGCAUUCUCGGUGUUAGUUUGUCCCCAAUCGACGGAGAGAGUCCAGCUGAAGCGAUGAAACGAGUUAUAGAUGAGGUCGACAAGCAAAUCCAUUGCGUCCGAGACCUGCGGCUUACCAAUCCGCGCGACGAUAGAAAACGCAUUGAGGAAACAAAAGGCGGGCUGCUAAAGGAUUCCUACCGCUGGGUUCUGGACAACAGUACCUUCCAGCAAUGGCAGCAAGACCUGGACAGCCGACUACUGUGGGUGAAAGGUGAUCCUGGCAAAGGCAAGACGAUGCUACUCUGCGGUAUUAUGGAUGAACUUCCGCACUUGAUGCCUAAGGGCGCCCUUCUAUCGUACUUCUUCUGUCAAGCGACCGACUCGAACAUUAAUAGUGCUACAGCCGUGCUACGAGGCUUGCUAUAUAUGCUUGUGCACCAACAACCGUCGCUUGUGUCGCAUAUCCGCAAGAAGCACAAUCACGCAGGUGUAAGCUUAUUCGAGGACGCAAAUGCCUGGGUCGCCUUGACAGAUAUCUUUGCAGACGUGCUGCGAGACGUUAGCUUAAGCACGACUUACCUGAUCAUUGACGCACUAGACGAAUGCGUCACUGAUCGGCCAAAGCUGCUUGGCUUUAUCGCAAGGCAGUCGUCUGUGUCCUCUCGUGUUAAGUGGAUUGUUUCCAGUCGCAACUCGCCAGAUAUUGAGAAAGAGCUGGUGACCGCAGAGAACCAAACGAGGCUGAGCCUCGAGCUGAAUGCCAAGUCAGUUGCGACGGCAGUUCAGAUUUUCAUCGAGCGGAAGGUGUGUCAGCUGGCGCACAAGAAGGACUUCAAGCCGGAGAUGCGACACGCCGUGCUCCAGCACUUGACAUCAAACGCGAACAACACCUUCCUCUGGGUAGCAUUGGUGUGCCAAGAACUAGAGCGGACCGAAAACUGGAACGUACUAAAGAAGCUAAGCUCACUCCCUCCCGGGCUUGACGCUUUAUACAGGCGGAUGAUCGACCAAGUCAUUGUUUCUGACAGCGCCGAAAUCUGUCUGCAGGUCCUUGCCUCAACUGCGGUCUUAUAUCGACCUGUUACCAUCACCGAAUUGUUUUCGCUCGUUAAGCUGCUUGCUGACCUAAUUAAUAACCUAGAGUCGGUGCGAAAGAUUGUCAGCCUAUGUGGAUCGUUCCUUACACUUCAAGAAGACACAGUGUACUUUGUGCAUCAGUCUGCAAAAGACUUUCUCUUCGCAAAUGCGUUUGAUGAAGUAUUUCCAGAUGGGACUGAAACCCCUCAUCGUGCAAUCUUUUCACAGUCGCUGGCAAUUUUGACUAGGACAUUGCACAGGGACAUGUACAGCUUGGAAGCGCCAGGAUAUUUUAUUGAGAACGUCAAACUAUCCGGGGCAGACCUGUUAGCAGUGUCACGAUACCCGUGUGUCUACUGGAUCGAUCAUCUGUGCAAUUCAAACGCUAGGUUUCUGGAGAAUAGUGGUGGUGACCUGCAAGGUGCCGAAGAACUUGAUAUGUUCUUAAGAAAAAAGUAUCUCUACUGGCUAGAAGGGCUUAGUCUUUGCAAGAGUGUAGGGAAAGGCGUUAUCUCAAUGACAAAACUGUGGUUAUUAGUGCAGAAAAUGCGUGACUACGAUGGAUUAGGUCAACUUGUUGAAGAUGCACGGCGAUUUAUUAUGUACCACAAAGGGGCUAUUGAGGGUUUUCCUCUCCAGACAUAUGCUUCUGCGCUCCUGUUCAGUCCGACGGGUAGUCUGAUCCGACAGCUGUUUCAGCGUGAAGAGCCAGAAGGAUUUUGCGUUAGGCCAGCGCUGAGCAAUGGCUGGAGCGCGUGCCUGCAGACGCUUGAGGGCCAUAGCGAUUAUGUCAGCUCAGUGGCCUUCUCGCACGACUCGACGCGGCUGGCGUCGGCGGACCUGCAAUUAGCUCACAUGAUACGUGGAUUGCUAGUGAUGCUCAAAAUCUACUGUGGCUCCCUACAGAGUAUCGACCAGUGUGCUCAGCUGUAUCAGGCAGAUGUGUUGGUAUAG
This is a messenger RNA of Didymella exigua CBS 183.55, 2619 nucleotides long. RefSeq names its product HET-domain-containing protein. The record is from RefSeq and is a predicted model, not a curated record. Gene Ontology annotation, molecular function: protein binding. The coding region runs from base 1 to 2619 and encodes 872 amino acids. The transcript is spliced from 4 exons. NCBI's taxonomy places the organism in Eukaryota, Fungi, Ascomycota, Dothideomycetes, Pleosporales, Didymellaceae.